Heteronotia binoei (common prickly gecko) is the source of this 2706-nucleotide messenger RNA. It is a transcript of the gene TRPV1, whose product is annotated as transient receptor potential cation channel subfamily V member 1. The transcript is spliced from 16 exons. The coding region runs from base 1 to 2706 and encodes 901 amino acids. Gene Ontology annotation, biological process: calcium ion import across plasma membrane. Gene Ontology annotation, molecular function: calcium channel activity; protein binding. The record is from RefSeq and is a predicted model, not a curated record. Lineage: Eukaryota; Metazoa; Chordata; Lepidosauria; Squamata; Gekkonidae. Gene Ontology annotation, cellular component: membrane.
AUGUCAGGGAUCUUGGGAAAGAUGAGGAAACUCGGCAGUUCAGACCUGGAGGAGUCGGAAACGACAGACGAUCACACAGACGGUGAGGAUUCGGUCAAUGGCACCAACUGCAACGGGACUAGGAUGACCAAGCAGAGCAUCUUUGCCCGGCGGGCACGCUUUGGGAUCGGGGACUUUGAGAAGGAUGUGGCCCCCAUGGACUCCUUCUAUCAAAUGGAGCAGCUGAAAUGCAAUCCUAUCCUCAAAUUUAGCCUUUCCUUGGAAAGGGGGCGGUGCCACAAUCACGGCCACACGUUUCUGGACACUAAUUCUCUCGAUGGGCAUGCCAAGAAGUCUGUCAAGCUCUACGACCGCAGGAGACUCUUUGAUGCAGUGGCCAAUGGGGAUCUGAGCGAGCUGGACGGCCUCCUGACGUAUCUUCUGAAAACAUCAAAGCAACUCACAGAUGAUGAGUUCAAAGAGCCAGAAACUGGGAAAACAUGUCUGUUGAAAGCCAUGUUGAAUCUGCACGGAGCUAAGAAUGACACCAUUCCUGUGUUACUGGAGAUAGCAGAGAAAACUGAAAACCUGAAGGAGUUUGUGAAUUCUGAGUACAAGGACAGCUACUACAAAGGUCAAACUGCCCUCCACAUCGCCAUUGAGAGACGAAACAUCCAUUUGGUGAAGCUGCUGGUCAAGAACGGGGCUGACGUCCAUGCCAAAGCCCAUGGGGAGUUCUUCAAGAAGAUCAAAGGGAGGCCAGGAUUUUAUUUUGGCGAACUUCCGCUCUCCUUGGCAGCCUGCACCAACCAACUCAACAUAGUCAGAUACCUUCUGGAGAAUCCCUACCAUCCGGCUGAUAUCGGCAUGCAGGAUUCCAUGGGGAAUACAGUUCUGCACGCUCUGGUGGAGGUUGCCGAUGACACAGAAGACAACACCAAGUUUGUUACUAAGAUGUACAAUGACAUCCUCAUCCUGGGAGCCAAGAUGAACCCCACCCUCAAGUUGGAAGAGAUCACCAACCGACGAGGACUGGCCCCACUGAGCCUUGCAGCAAAGAAUGGGAAGAUCCGGAUCUUUGCCUACAUUCUUAGGCGAGAGAUCAAAGAGCCGGAGUGCCGGCACCUGUCACGGAAGUUCACCGAAUGGGCAUAUGGGCCGGUCCAUUCCUCUCUCUACGACCUUUCUGGCGUCGAGACUUAUGAGAGGAAUUCGGUGCUGGAGAUCAUUGCUUACAGCAGCGAGACACCGAACCGUCAUGAGAUGCUGCUUGUGGAGCCUCUGAACCAGCUCCUGCAGGACAAGUGGGACCGCUUCGUGAAGCACCUUUUCUACUUCAAUUUUUUUAUCUACGCCACCCACGUCAUCAUUCUCACAGUCGCUGCUUACUACAGACCGACGAGAAAAGGCGAGAAGCCGCCCUUUGCCUUUAAUCACACAACCGGCGAAUAUCUCCGAAGCACUGGAGAGAUCCUAAGCAUUUUAGGAGGCGCCUAUUUCUUUUUCAGAGGGGUCAAGUAUUUCCACCAGAGACGCCCGUCACUGAGGGCCCUCAUCACCGACAGCCACAGCGAAGUCCUCUUCUUCUCCCACUCCAUUCUCCUCCUGGGCGCGGCCUUGCUGUACUUCCUGGGCCAGGAGCUUUACGUGGCCUUCAUGGUCUUUGCCUUGGCGAUGGGUUGGACCAACCUGCUCUACUACACCCGCGGCUUUCAGCAGAUGGGCAUCUACUCGGUCAUGUUUGAGAAGAUGAUGAUGAGAGAUCUCCUCCGUUUCAUUGUGGUCUACUUUCUGUUCCACCUGGGGUUUUCAACAGCUGUGGUGACCCUCAUAGAGGACGGCGAAGAGGGGCAGGAACCAAUCCAGAGCCACUGUGUCUAUCCGUGCCAGGCCAAGCGCCCCCGCACCUCCACGGCAUACAACAACCUGUUUUACACCAGCUUGGAGCUCUUCAAGUUCACCAUCGGGAUGGGUGACUUGGAGUUUACGGAGAACUACCGCUUCAAGUCCGUCUUCAUCCUCCUGCUGGUGAUCUACGUCAUCCUCACCUACAUCCUCCUGCUGAACAUGCUCAUUGCCCUGAUGGGAGAAACCGUCAACAAGGUCUCCCAGGAGAGCAAAAGCAUCUGGAAGCUCCAGCGAGCCAUCACCAUCUUGAACAUUGAAAACAGCUACUGGAACUGCAUUGUCAAUCCCUUCCGGUCCGGGAAGCGAGUUUUGGUGGGGGUUACCCCUGACGGCAAGGAUGAUUACAGGUGGUGCUUCAGGGUGGACGAGGUGAAUUGGUCCACGUGGAACACCAACCUGGGCAUCAACGAAGACCCCGGCGGAUACAGUGAGGAGCUGAAACGCAACCUCAGCUUUACUUUCAAGUACGGCAGAGUUUCAGGGAAAAACUGGAAGACUUUGGUGCCGAUGCUAAGGGAUGGCAAACGAGAAGGCUCCCUCAAACCCAUUUCAGAAGAUGAUUUGGAUUCAGAAGACCAAAGAGCCCGGAAGAAAUCUCUCCCAAACAGGAGAGGGCCGGGCACGGGGCAGGACGCACGGUUGGCCCGCCCCUUGCCCCCCCCGACUUCGCUGAGGCUUCCCAAGCCUCAGCAAGGUCGGGAAGGCAGCAGGCGCAUUCAGAGCCAGGCUCUGAGUACACUCGCUGCCACGCCCCCCCCAACUUCACCGAGGCUCAGGAAACCUCAGCGAGGUUGGGAUGGCAGUGGGCGCAGCGUGUGA